CUCGCCAUGACCGCCGCCGAGCGCCGCUGGACGCCGCUGGUGCGUCCGCUGGUGAUUCUGCUGCUGCUGGUGACGGUGGUGGGCGACGCGGGUCCGCUGAGUGGGGCACCACCUGUUCUCGUCACGCUGGAGCUAGCUGGUGAUGUUGCGGAGCUGAGUACUGUGUUGCCAAGCUCCUCGGCCGGGACCACGUCACCGACCCUCCGGACGUCGCCACCGACUGCCGUUCCGACCCCGACCCCGACUGCCGUUCCGACCCCGACCCCGACUGCUGUUCCGACCCCGACCCCGACUCCCGGCGGAAUCUGUGCGGACCCGCACGCUCACCGAGAUCAGGAUGGCGUCUGUUCCUGCAACUCAGGCUACCUGGUGACAAGGGACGAUGAAAGCUUUCCCAACAACACCUGUCGAAGAAGCUCUGGAGGGUACUUGGGGUCAAGAUGCAGCGACAUUUCCGAUUGCAACUACGCCAUCCAGCACGUGGCGUGUGACGAUACCUGUCAGUGCAUCAAACCAUACGUGGGCUUCAACGGCGAGACGACGUGCUUUGAUAACGCCAUGGGCUGGGGCGUGGCAAUCAAGACUGCCGGCAUUACCGUCCUGGUGCUGGCUGUGGGCUUCUUCAUCGCCUUCGGGGUCAAAGGAUGCACCAGAUCUGUGAGGUAUUUACAUUGA
Molecule: messenger RNA, 675 nt
Organism: Amphibalanus amphitrite
Lineage: Eukaryota; Metazoa; Arthropoda; Thecostraca; Balanomorpha; Balanidae
Exons: 4
Coding region: 7-675 (222 amino acids)
Source: RefSeq, a predicted model, not a curated record